AUGGGCAAUAGCUCUUCUAAGGAUGGCCGCCCAUCGUCCCGGCACGAAGGGCGCCACGCACACGGACACGGCGAAUCUUCACAUCAUCACCAGGAUUCGUCACGGCAAUCGUCGACCCGCGAUCAAGAUUUAGCCAACCAGAUUUACGGAGCAGCCACUCGCGGUGGCACAUUCCGUCGCAGCAGUCAGAACCUGGCUUUCCUCCACUUAGGCGGAGGUGGCAGCAGCGGAGGCCACCGCGAUGCCGAAGCUGCGGAUCGACCACGAGAGACCAAACCUGAACGAGACGCUCGCCGGGCUGAGCGGGACCGUCAGGUGCGAUUGAAGGAACGGGAGCGCAGCAUGCGAGAAGAGAGUGUUGAUGGCGGCUUUCUGGUGACGCUAGGGACAUACACAGGCCCAGAGGAUUUCAACAAAGCAAUCGUACGUCAGCUACAGAUUGAGCGACGGCUGGCACCUUUCUGGAAAGGCUUAGAGGAUCAUUCCGAUUCGUGGACUGAAGCGCAAUUGAUUGCUGCGGCUAGAGGCCUGCCAAUUCCCGCGCCCGACGAGGUUCCACCAGAGAUAGAAUCGUUGCAGGCGUCAUCGUCUACAUAUCCCCAACAAGGUGUGGACGUUCCCCAAGCCGAGUCGCUCAUGGUCCCCAUCCCGACACGAUCCCUCUCGCAGCAAUCCGAUGCAUCCGCGAAUCUCUCGGCGCCACAUUCGAGUUUCUCCAUGUCCGGUCCACCUUCGCCCUCUGCUGUUUCCAUUUCGACCUCUCCAAUGUUUCGAAGUCGCGCUAAGACUUUGGCGGCCGCCGGGGACAACAGUAGACUGUCCCAGCCGGAGGUUACAUUGCAAGAAAUCCGAUUGCCUCAUGAGCCCACGGUUAACGGCACGCCUCUAGAGGCUGUUUUGUACAAGGAUGCUAGUGAAUGCCCUAUCUGCUUCCUCUACUAUCCCCCUUUCCUAAAUCAUACGCGUUGCUGCAAUCAGGACAUUUGUUCUGAGUGCUUUGUACAGAUCAAGCGACCCGACCCACAUCCGCCGGAGCACGAGCAACCGGGGCAACCUCCGCGAAACCCUGAGGAAGAGGCUGGACUCCUCGUUUCGGAGAUCGCUUCAUGUCCCUUCUGCGUUACGCCUGAAUUUGGUGUGACGUAUGAUCCUCCACCCUUCCGGCGUGGGCUUGCCUACACAUCGACCAUAACUCCACUCUCAGGGCUUCGCAAUGCCACCUCGGCGGUGUCAUCCACAACUUCAUUGGCGCUCUCAGCUUCGUCUGGAGGUCCACCGUCGGCGUCAUCUAACACAGCGAUGCGUCGCCGUGCGACAUCUCUAUCCGCCACUGCGCCGAACGUGAUCACUACAGACCGCGUACGCCCUGAUUGGGCUAAAAAAUUGGCAGAUGCACGGGCACAAGCUCUCCGUCGUUCCGCUGCUGCUACGGCGCUCCAUACGGCUGCUUACAUGCUCGGAGGAGAACAUGCCGCGGGCGCUUCUGGGUCAGGGCACAGCAGUAGUCGCUCGGCCUUACGUCUAGGCGGGCGAAGCCGGCGCAUGAUCCUCGUCGACGGCAUUGGCAACCGUGCCUUAAGCCCAAGGAACGGGGACAGCAACGAAGGUGGAAGCGGGACAGAGAACACGAGUAGCAGGCAACGGGUUGCGCGAGUGGAGGACCUCGAAGAGCUUAUGAUGCUGGAGGCCAUUCGACAAUCACUCCUGGCGGAGGAAGAGAGAAAGGCGAAAUCAGAUAGCGAGGCGGCCAAGGGAAACGCACCUACAGGUGCACAGAGUUCACAGCCGCUGUCAGAAUUCAGACCAGAUGGCGGAGACAAUGCUUCAUCUUCGUCAGUCUCCUUGUCGCCCUCACCAUCUCCAGCGGCUUCAGCUUCUUCACAACAGCAGGGCAGGGACGGAGAGCCCGCAGGGAUGCCUUCCGAAUCAUCUGCUUUCUUGACUGUGCCCACUACUGGCGCCAGAUCUGUUGCUACAAGCUCGAAUACCCCACAGACCUCACCGUCAGACACGUCAAGUCCAUCUUCAGCGUCCACAGCCGCGGCGCCAGAGAGCAAGGUCAGUUUCAGGUCUCUGGCAGCGAUGGUCGGAAACGAAGAUAAGCAUCCUCCAGCCGCAGGAAACACGCGUGAAACCAAUGGCGGUGACGUGAGCUGA
Molecule: messenger RNA, 2157 nt
Organism: Dissoconium aciculare CBS 342.82
Lineage: Eukaryota; Fungi; Ascomycota; Dothideomycetes; Mycosphaerellales; Dissoconiaceae
Exons: 1
Coding region: 1-2157 (718 amino acids)
Cellular component (GO): cytoplasm
Source: RefSeq, a predicted model, not a curated record